AUUCUCCGACAAUUUUAGCGGUCUCGAGCAGUUCUGAUCCAGAAAUGGAUUAGCACUCACGCAUGCUCCUUGAUUUAGACACGUCUAUUAAGACUUGACUUAAUAUCGAUACUACCAUUCCGUAUAAUAUUAUUGGUUAGCAUUUUGUGUUUGGUGUGUGAUUUCUUUUAUUUGAGUGGCGCAAAGAUGCACAAACUGUUUCGGCAGUGUCGAAGCCUUUCGGGGAUCAGUUGGAAAGAGCGAGCUAGAAAUAUGGGAUGUAACUAAUUGGGGUGUGUUUGCGCUGCAGAUAAAUUUCAGGUUCCAUUCCGAUUCUACCGGGACGGAUUCUUCUCCCCGAGCUACCUCCGUUUACCGUGAAAUAUGAGGAAACAACGGAUUAUCAUUGGGCAGUGGUUAGCGCUGAAAACACCAAUGUUUUGGUGGGUCGUGCUGGACAAGUCAUCCCUGAGGGGCCUCAAAUUGGCAAAGGUCCUUGGGGAUUCGAGGAGGCCACCAAGAUAACCAAUGAUGAGUGCUUGAUCAAAUCAAGCUUUGACAAGCCAAGGGAUCAUUGCAUCAAGCAUCCCGCAAACUGCACCAAGGGCCUCUCUUUCUCCAUAUGGGAGAAGGUCUCCUAUAAAGAGGAGGUGCUCAACGUACAUCGAACCCAUGACAAACACUACAUUCUGAGCACAGGUGGGGAUUAUGAUUUGACCACGAAAAAGUCCUACCCGGGAUUCGCUCUGUAUCAUCAAGGCAUGGAUCUGGUGGCGGUGUUGAGCACGGGUGUUGACGUUUGGGAGCUUCGAGUCAAGGGACAAUUGGAAAACGAAACUUGGAGCAACAUCGGCGUUCGAUGGGAAGUUCAUAGCAAUGAUCCCACCUUACCCUACUCAGAGCGAGGGGGGCUGGAACUGUUUGUGAAUGCCAUGAAGGUGGGACAUUCCGUUCUACCCAUGGAGAGGCCAGGUGUGAAUGAGACCGCCAACGAUCUUGGUUCUUGGGCGGAGGGUAGAGUCUUGACCCCAGAUGGAACAUGGAAGGGAGGACCCAUGGACGCACCAAUUAUCCUCAUUGGAUGUCAUCGAAAUUCAGACGAUUUGACUUUCCGCUACUUCCGGGGUCAAUCCGUGGCUUUUGAUGAGUUAUCGAUUUGGACCCGCAAGUUGGAAAUCAACCGCACUCACGAUGAAUCAUUGUACUUCUUGGGAGGCUACAUGGCUCAGUUCGAAGAUGUGUCGUCCGAGGAAUGGUUUGAGAUGAUGGACAAAGUCGACCUGGAAGUUCCCUCUCAGGCUGCUGCGGCCGGAUUCGUGGUGGAAAAAUAUGCUACGGAGAACAGUUCCCUAGAGACCGGAGCUUUGAACGCUGACAACUUGACUGAUUGGACGACCAGCAUAUCUUUUGAAUCCAAUUUCCCAAGGACCUUGCAACAGAAAAAGGACUUUAUUGCACAAAAGAAGGCUUUCAGCGUGAGCGCCAAACUCAUUGGCAAAGCUAAUGUGAAGAUCAAUGAACGGGCCAAAUAUCUAUCCAGACGAUUUACCAUUUUGCCGGUGGUGAGUUCGCCUUUGACGGAUUCGCAACAAAACGUGGACGGCUGGAAAUCGGUUCAACUGGAUCCGAGCGAAGAGGGAUCUUCCCGCUUAGUCAGAGCAAUGGAUAACUUUGUUCUAACCUUCAUGGGAAGUGCAAACAUUGAUCACGAUGAGGACUAUCCACCGUUUUACGACUACGAACUCUCCGAUAUGACCAUUCACUCGAAGGCUCCGGGCUACACUAUGUCGGCUAGUAAAAUCAAGCCGAAUAAGUUUCAGAAAUACGGCGACCGUUUGCAGAUCAACGGCUUCUACACCUCGCACCCCGUUUAUCCCGAUCCUUUGUGGAACGAAGUGGAUGAAACGAUUGAAAUCCCGACGAAAAUACCCUUCGUCAACCAAACCUAUUGCGAAGAGAAGCCUUUCACCUUACUGACAACUGUCUAUCACGGUUACGGCAAAAUGGCACCAUUGCGAAGAAACCCAGGAACUGUUACUCCAAAGGCAUUUAAGAUAGACUCGAAACCUAUCUCUGUGAAGAUUCGAGUGAACCCAGACCCAAACACGGAUAAUAUGACCAAACGAUUCGAUACAGAUUGUGCCAUCGACGAGGAUGCCAUGAAAUACUCUCCGGUGAAGCUGCGAUUCUACCACACCGAUUUCAUGACCUCCAAACGCAAACUUCUCUGGUUUGACAACGAGCUCAAAACAAACAUUGAACUUCGACGGUGCGUUGUGUAUAACGAGAAAUUUGGAAUCUACGGAGGUUGGGACGCCAGCCAAUGUACAACGGUCAUCACCGAGCAAUCCUCGACGGUGUGCGAAUGCGGCACUUUUGGAACCUUUGCUUUGAUUGCGGAAAUGGUCGAAGAUCCAUUCGUGGAGGCCGAAGACAAUUGGUUGGUUGUCAUGAAGUACAUUGGUUACACGACUUCGAUUGUCUUCUUCUUGAUUUUCAUCAUUGUGGUGAUACUCUCGAGCCGGCUGUGGGACAUGUUCCAUUUGAUGCGAUUGAAUGCAGCCAUCUGCAUGCUCUUAGCUCAUAUUUCGAUGUUCCUGGCCGAGAUCCCUGAGAUCCGAGAGGAUCGAAAGUUGAAUGUGAUCUUUUCCAUUCUUCAACAAUAUUGGAUCUUGGCAUCCGGUGGAUUCCUUUGCUCUGAGACCCUGGCCACUUUCCAAGCGGUCACAGCCGGAAUCAUUGGUGGUAAACUCAUGAGCUACGUCCCCAUCGUCUAUGGCUUGCCCUUCAUUAACAUCGGGACCACUAUCUAUAUCUACGCUGACGAUUAUGGUCGUGAUCCCAGGGCCUUCAUCGGUUGGGAAAAUGAAACCAAAUGGGUAUUCUUUUACCUGCAGUGGCCAUUGAACAUUGUGGCCGCGUUCUUGAGUUUGGUGCUACUCAUCAAUUUGGCAACUCCCCAAACUAGAAAAGACAGCGUGAUGGAAACACUGACGGUCCAAGCUCAAGGGUUAGCCGUAACCGUGUUCAUCUACGCAGCCACUUGGGGAUUUGCCUAUCCCGCAUUCAUGCAUUUCCCAGAUAAGGAAUGGGCAAAUUUCUACCCCAUUUUUGCGCUCCUGAACUCAUGGCUCGGGCUCUUCUUCUUUUCGUUCAUGGGGAUUGGGUCAAAUAAAUUUCGGCGUAAUCUCAUGGGACAGUACAAGCAGAAGAGCGCUCUUAUGGUGGGGUACAUGGUCCCCGAUAAAGAAGAUGAGUUCGACGUCAUGGAUGAAACGGAGCACACAGACGGUGGACAGGAGAGUCCAAGUUCGGACGACAUUGAACCGGGAGAUGGCAGCCGAACUCUAGCGGCGCUUCUCCAGUUACCAAGUGAUAUCGACGAUAUUCCAGAUGGCGAUUAUGGCGAUGGUGGCGGCGAUGGCAAUGAUGGUGGCGAUGGCGAAUAGGGGAGUGUUCAAACCUUUCGCAACCGGCAAACGAUUAUCCAACAAAAUAAGACAAGGAAUGACCUGCUGUCCCUUUUCUUUAGCAUGAAAUAAAGUACAAGCAUUGAAAACAUA
This is a messenger RNA of Tigriopus californicus, 3542 nucleotides long. RefSeq lists its product as uncharacterized. Gene Ontology annotation, cellular component: membrane. The record is from RefSeq and is a predicted model, not a curated record. NCBI's taxonomy places the organism in Eukaryota, Metazoa, Arthropoda, Copepoda, Harpacticoida, Harpacticidae. The transcript has 11 exons. Gene Ontology annotation, biological process: adenylate cyclase-activating G protein-coupled receptor signaling pathway. Gene Ontology annotation, molecular function: G protein-coupled receptor activity. Bases 741 to 3428 code for a protein of 895 amino acids.